CACAAACAAUAUACUGAAUGGAAAUGACAAUCCAUGGCCUCCUAUACUGUCGCGAUGAGGCCACGCUCAGCAGGUUAUUUAUGAUUCUGUUAGUUCGAAAUUAGAGGAGAGUGAAGAUUCGAAGUUGGAAGUUAAAGAUCGAGGAGAAUCGCUUUCCACGGUGAAACGGGGGCGACCUUUGUUUGAUCCUUAUUUGGAAGGAUUUCGUUGACUAUCUUCGUGUUAAUCCCUAGGUUUACCUAGAAAGGAUUGAAGAUAGUGGAGAAGGAAAGGUCAGUGCCUUUAAGCCGUUCUGUUUCGUGAAUUCUUCGUGGGAAGUUCAACGUCGGGGAUCGAAGCAAGCGACGUGAAAGAGAACCUAAAUCAUCCUGUAAAGUCUCUCCUUUUAAAUGGACUCCAUUGGGAAUCCAAAGCAUUCCCAUCCUUCAUUAGCAUACUGAUCUGGGUGCUGCCUAUUUAACUCGUGCUCACGGCAAAUUCCGCUUAUUUCUGGGUCUGAAACGGUCAGAGGAGAUGCCUGAGCCAGGGAAAUCCGCUCCGAAGAAGGGCGGCAAGAAAGCUUUGCCCAAAACAGCGAGCAAGGCAGGGAAGAAACGCAAGAGGUCGAGGAUGGAGAGUUAUUCCAUCUACAUCUACAAAGUGAUGAAACAGGUUCACCCCCAUACUGGCAUCUCCUCCAAGGCCAGGAGCAUCAUGAACUCGUUCGUCAACGAUAUCUUCGAGCGCAUCGCGGGUGAGGCUUCCCGCUUGGCCCACUACAACUACCAUUUAGGUAAUAAAUUACACAUAGUUUAUGUCUGGUGACUUAUACAAGAGCUAAAUCGCGAUUGUAAUAAGCUCCCACUGAACUGACAAGGAAUUGUUUACCCACCCCCCUUUCCCCAUCAGUCCGCCCACUCGGUAUCCAUGCCAAGCGGAGGAUUGCUGCCGUUGUUGUUUUAUUUGUGGCUUCAGGAGUUUAUUGGUCCCGGUUGGGUAACUCCUGAAUCUCAUUUCAACUCGAGCCUGAAAGUCAUCAUGGCUCUUCCAUAUGCAGAAGCGUCGAUAAUCCUGCUUAUAGAUGCUGCCUGGCCUGCUGGGUUCCACCAGCAUUUUGUGUGUUGUUUGAAUUUCCAGCAUCUGCAGAUUUCCUCGUGAUGGCUCUUUCAUAUAAUAACUUUAUAAAAUUGCAGAUUAGACGCUGGACAAAGUUUGAGAAGAGCCGUUUUCCAUAACCUGAUAACGUUCACACAGUGACCGACCGCGGGCAGAAGCUGAGGGUCAGUUUUAUUCGGUUCCGUUACGGUUUGAAAGAAAUUAGAGAAUUGAGUUCCCAGACACUCCAAUAUCAACUACACUUAAAUCAAAUGUGCCCGGUUUCAGGAACAGAGGGAAAUGCGAAGACCCAAUCUUAAAAUAGAUCUGCAAUUAUUUAACGUUGAAAAUACAUUUGAACAGUAGAUUUAUUUUUGGCGGGCUUUUUUUCCAGAUUUCAGUACAUUUUGGGGAGGAGACGGUUAUUUACCCCGCUUCUACUUUUACGGACUGCUGAUUGGUGAUUAAGGCAGUUCUUCGAUUGGGGCAUUUCUCUUCACCAAUGAGAAUAAGCAGGAUCACACCAAUCACAAACAUCAGUUCGCAUUCUCAAAUAGGGUAUAAAAAGGGAGAGUUGAGGCGGGGUGCACUUUCCCUCAUUCUCGCUGGAGUAAAAUCGUGACUGUGGAAAUGUCUGGACGUGGAAAAGGCGGCGCUGGCAAAGCUCGGUCCAAGGCUAAAUCUCGCUCGUCUCGGGCUGGGCUGCAGUUCCCUGUAGGCCGGGUUCACAGACUCCUGAGAAAGGGCAACUAUGCUGAGCGGGUGGGUGCCGGAGCCCCGGUCUAUCUGGCUGCUGUGCUCGAGUAUCUGACGGCCGAAAUCCUCGAAUUGGCCGGCAACGCGGCCCGGGACAAUAAGAAGACCCGCAUCAUCCCCCGGCACCUGCAGCUGGCCGUCCGCAACGACGAGGAGCUGAACAAGCUGCUGGGAGGGGUGACUAUCGCUCAGGGCGGUGUGUUACCCAACAUCCAGGCCGUCCUGUUGCCUAAGAAAACCGGCGCUGCCAGUAAGUGAAGUGACGUAAGCUGAAUCUAUUUACCCAAAGGCUCUUUUCAGAGCCACUCACAAUGUCUGUGGAAGGGCUGAGCGACGGGUGCUUUCCGUCCGUUUGAUAUCCUGCAUCUGUCAGUGCCUCAACAUGUUUCUUCCGCGAAAGAAACCAAUAUAAUUCUUCACAGAAACCGGUUCGUUUCGGUCCCGGCUCGUUUUUCCCUCUCAGCGGACCGAAUGUAGCUCUCUCCCCUUGCAGAGAAUCAGCGGGUUCACUAGGCGCAGAGUCGUGAAAUGAACUUCCGGAGUCAGACCCGGGAGUGAGAAUUUAAUCUCCGAUCACUGAACGACUCCGCUCUUCAUCACCUAGAACCGCGUUGUCUGGGUUCCACAUUGCGGGUUGACCCCGGACCGUUCCGGUGUGCAGAAGGCGGGAACAUCGCCUGUUCGUUGCUUCAUGAGCGAUUCCCAUCGCCUCACAGAAAAAUAACAUUUGCGUUUUACAUUUCAGAAUCAAGUUUAUUAUCACCGGCAUCUGACGAAAUUACUUAACUAAGCAGCAGCAGUUCCAUGCAAUACAUAAUCUAGCAGAGAGAGAAAAAUAAUAAUAAAUAAAAUAAAACAUAAUAAAGUAAAUCAGUUACGUAUAUUGAAUAGAUUAUUUGAAAAAUGUGCAAAAACAGAGAAGCUGCAUAUUGGAAAAGUGAGGUAUUUUCCAAAGCUUCAAUGUCCAUUUAGGAAUCGGAUGGCAGAGGGGAAGAAGCUGUUCCUGAAACGCUGAGUGUGUCUUCAGGCUUCUGUAUCUCCUACCUGACGGUAACAGUGAGAAAAGGGCAUGCCCUGGGUGUUGGAAGUGUUUAAUAAUGGACGCUGCCUUUAUGAGCACCGCUCCCUAAAGAUGUCCUGGGUACUAUCAGCAGCUUCUUUCCGUGCUGUGCCGUAGCCCCUCCACACCAGACAGAUGCCGCCUGUCAGAAUGCUCUCCGCGGCACAACUAUACAGGUCUCUGACUGUCUACAAAGGUACGUUUACCCUGUGGAACCGAUCGUAUUUACUGAAAAAAGCACGUCCACCCAGGCCCCUGACUGUCUUCAUGCCAAAGAAACCCAUUGAUUGAUCAGCUUCUGACUAAAGAAAUUACUCAUCUCUAUUCUAGAGGGGCAUCUUUGUAUUGAGGGUGUGGUCUGGUUCCAGAUUCUUCCAUUAUUGGAAACAUCCUCUCAUAUCAACGCUAUCUAGGCCUUUCAACAUUCAAUGUGUUUCUAUACGAUUCUCCCUCAUUCUUCUAGAUUCCAGUCAGUACAGGCCCAGAUCAUCAAACAUCCCAGUAUUCUUCUAACAAAUGCAGUGAUAUCUAAGCCCCUGAGUCUCAGGGAGUUCCAGUCAAUAUUGGGGAAAUUAGUCACCCUCUACAAUGACCCUGUUGCUUUUACAUUUUUCAUUCCCUGGUACAUUUCAGUUUCUUUACCUCCUGAUGGCAUUUGGGAGGCCUGUAGCACAGCUCCAUCAGUGAAUGCACCUCUCUUAUCCUGAGCUCUAUCCACACUGUCUCACUGGAUGAAGCCUCCAGUGUGUUCUCUCUUAGUCCCUCACCCACAAUUCCAUUGAAAGGCUGAUCUGCCAUCAGACUCCUCUUGUAUGUCGAUCCCACUCCCCUGAUUUUAUAAACAUUUAUCUUGCUUCUCUUUAAAUCUUUAUGGUCAUCCAGCAUCUCCAGUCCUCUCAGUUAGGGGAUUCGUGUGUUUGUUAUACAGUGUUUUGUUUGUUUUAUCGUUUGUGGCUUUGUGGAACAGUUCAAGCAUGUACUUUGGUUUCCUGCAUUCACAACUUUGUGUGCCAUAGUCAUAUGAUUAUGCAAAGGCAGAGGCAGUUUAAAUGAAGUGAAGAUGGGCAUUUGGCACAUUUUGCAUGUCAUCGUUCCCUGGAAGACAUUUGAUUGCGCAUAGUUAGGCACUUACCAAGAUCCAAUAAAAAGAAGUUAGAUUUAAACAGAGUGUUCAUUGUAUGAGUGGGCCAGAAGUGGAGUGGGGAGUUGAGGCUUCAGCACUUCUGAGAGGUGCAGGCUGAAGGAAAAUAUGUUUUUCUUUAUUCUUUAUUUCUUCUGUAUUACACAUUUGGAGCAGAAAGGAUACCAGACAAUAUUCUGCCUGAUAUCAGAAUCACAAAAUUGUCUUGGUGGAAGGAGACAGAGGGUGGUCGUGGCAGCUUAUCAUUCAGGUUGGAGGCCUCUGACCAGUGACGUUCACAGGGAUCGGUUCUGGUACUGUCAUUUGUCAUCGAUGUGAACACUUUCUCUGACAUUGUUGUGAACGUGAUUAGUGAGUUUGCAGAUGACAGCAAUGUUGGUGGUAAAGUAGACAGUGAAGAUUCUUUGAGAAUACAAUGGGAUCAAGAUGACCUGGGGAAGUUGGCCAAAGAAUGACAGAUGGAUGUUGAUGUGGACAAUUGUGAGCUCUUGCAUUUUGAGAAGUCCAACCAGGGAAGGACCUGCACAGUAAAUUCUUGUUCCUUGGAGAGUAUUGCAGAGAGAGUGUCCAUGGAACACAGGAACAUCAUUCACUGAAAGUGACAACACAGGUAGUCAGGAUGGUGAAGAUGAUGUUUGGCCUAUUUGUCUUCAUUGGUCAGGGAACUGAGUUACAGGAUUUGGGAUGUCAUCAUCAAAGUGAGAUUGCACUGUAUUGUGCACAGUUCUAGUCACUCAGCUACAGGAAGGAUGUCAUGAAGCUGGAAAGUGUGGAGGGAGGUUUGAUGAGGGUGUUACUGACACUGGAGGAUUUGAAUUAUUAGCAGAAGUUUGGACAGACUGGGACUCUCUUUCUCACCAGAGAGAUUAAGGAGCUGUCUGGUAACCAUCCAAAGGUUUACAAAAUCAGUAGGCAAUCACUCUUUGUGUCAGGUUAGGGAAGCAUACAUUUACAAAACAAUUGUUUAAGGUGAAGGGGAAACAUUUAAAGGCUACCUGACAGGUGGGGGGGAUGUUGUAUGUUUGAUUAAUGAGACCAACACUACAGUAAUAAGUGAGGGAUUUGAUGAGGUUUUGUAAGUAGAGGUUUUAAAUAGAAUGAUGAAUGGUGAUUUUGAUGGGAUUACACUGCUGGCCUCCCAAUAGGCUCAGGUAUUGUGGAGCAGACAUGUUGGUAAAUCACACAGAGGUGUAAUGGGAACAGGCUUACAGCAGUCGGGCAUUUUGACUCCCCCAGCAUUAACCAGAUUACCUUUGUAUGAAAAGCUCGAGUUUCCAGGAGUAAUUUGGCAGAUGCAGGAUCAGUUCAUCCCUCAGCAGAAACAAUAUUUGAAAGGGAGAAUGAGGCAACCAUCACCAACAACAAAGGCAGCAUAAAGGAACAUGAGAGAGCAGAGAAUAUCACAAAAGUUAGCUGGAAGCUAAAGGAUCAGUGGACUUAAAAAGAACAAAAGGUAACUAAAUAGCAAUAUGGAGAGAACAGAUGAAUUAUUAAAGUAACUGGCCAAUAGUAUAAAGGGGAAUAAGGAUUUAUUUCAGGUAGUUAAAGAGUAAAAGAGGCAAGAAUGGAUCAGGUUUCAGGUUUCCUAUUCUCACCGUUGGAAUCACAUCCCUCCCUGAGCCUCUUUUACACUGUUUAGUUUAUUCUGUAUUUCUUAUUUAACCGGGCAAUCUUGAUCAUUUAGCACAGCGUGGUAAAUGCAUUUCAAUGGUGAGGCAGUGCACAUUGCAAUAGACAAUAGAGAGUAGGCGCAGGUGUAGGCAAUUCGGCCCUCCUGGCCAGCACCACCAAUCACUGUGAUCAUGGCUGAUCAGACACAAUCAGUACCCCGUUCCUGCC
This is a messenger RNA of Hypanus sabinus (Atlantic stingray), 5870 nucleotides long. RefSeq names its product late histone H2A.L3-like. The record is from RefSeq and is a predicted model, not a curated record. Gene Ontology annotation, molecular function: protein heterodimerization activity; DNA binding; structural constituent of chromatin. Lineage: Eukaryota; Metazoa; Chordata; Chondrichthyes; Myliobatiformes; Dasyatidae. The transcript is spliced from 3 exons. Gene Ontology annotation, cellular component: nucleosome. Bases 1705 to 2088 code for a protein of 127 amino acids.